Molecule: messenger RNA, 14989 nt
Organism: Rhea pennata
Lineage: Eukaryota; Metazoa; Chordata; Aves; Rheiformes; Rheidae
Gene: NSD1
Product: nuclear receptor binding SET domain protein 1
Cellular component (GO): nucleus
Molecular function (GO): protein binding; histone methyltransferase activity
Source: RefSeq, a predicted model, not a curated record
GCCAAGUUCAACAGACGCCCAUGGUGGCCAUGCACAAUUUGUCAUGACCCAGUGCUGGACUGUCACUCAAAAAUGAAAGUUUCCAAUCGGAGACCAUACCGAGAGUACUAUGUGGAUGCCUUAGGAGAACCUUCAGAGAAAACUUGGGUUGCUGGAAAAGCUAUUGUCCUCUUUGAAGGAAGACAUCAGUUUGAAGAGCUGCCUAUUCUUCGGAGAAGAGGAAAGCAAAAAGAAAAAGGCUACAAACAUAAGGUUCCUCAGAGAUUUAUGGCUAAAUGGGAAGUCAGUGUUGGACAGGCAGAAGACAUUCUUCUUGGGGGGCCAGAGGAUCAAAAGUGCAGCCAGAACUCCAGUGAGCUGGACAGCGAGAAGGAAGCGCAGUUGGAAUACUAUGCCAAUGGCCCUGGAGCAGAAAGGGACAGGCAGCUGAAUGGUUGUUUUAAAUCCUUUGUGUUUGACUCCAGACACCCAGCCAGUGAAAAAGGAAAGUUGCACAUUAAGCCACACAUGAAAAAAAGCUCUGACAGUAGAAAAAGGACUAGAGUAAAAAAGAGUGGCAGAAGAGGGGAAGCAUCUAGGGGAGAAAUCAAAGACAAGACAGAGAGCAUAGUUAGAAGUGUGAUUGUCGGGGAACUACCGGAUAAGCAUGCAUCUCAUGAACUUCGUCGCAUUGCAAACAGCCUAACGGCAUCUAGUGGCCCCAGGGAAAACCAUUUGCUUUCCUCCUUUGGAGAAAGACGUUUUGAAAAGGCAACUUUGAAACCAGAGUAUGAGACUCGUAAAAGUGAUACUCUGAAAAAUACACUCCAGGGUGAUUUGUUUUCCAGUGCAUCUUUGGAGAGAGAGAAGAGCUCCCUGGGCAUUCUGUGCAGUUCCAAAUUACAAAUACACUAUUCUGCAUCUGAUACUGGUAUUGAGAAAAAGCUAACUGAAUCGGAUGCAUCCUCUUCCCUCUCUGAUGAUGGAAACAGUGAUGUAGAUACUAUGGACCAAAGUUCGGAGAGAGCCUCCAGCACUCUUGAAAUUAGUGAUUCUUCAGAUAAAAUGGAGAAGGAAUUUCCUAUGACGUCAAGUGGAAACAUUAAGCUUUCCAUGUAUCUGUCCCAGAAGAGCAACAGAAGGGCCAGGAAGAAGUCACACAGAGAUCGUAAAUCCCUAGGAGGUUCAGUAGCCAGCAGACUUGAUGCUGAAUUUGCGGAUGGGGAACUUGAAGGAGGCUCCUCUGAUGCUGAGAUGUCACUGAUGGCUCUUGAGUGUUCUUCAGAUGUAAGAAAUGACAAUCUUUCCCUAGUGAACAAGCACGCCACUCCCCAAAAUGUUUCCAAGGACAGCUCCUGGGCUGCUGUUCCAAAACAAGCAAUCUUAAAACAAAAGAGCCUGAAACUGCCCCGGAUCAGGAGUAUAAAAUGUAAACAUAAAGAAAAAGUUACUGGCUUGGAACCUUCUCUCUCAGAAGAGGACCGUAGCAUGAAUUGCUGCUCUCCUGAUACCAAAGGUUUCUCUGGCCUUCAUAAAGAUUCUCUUCCUAAAAGUGGAAAAGUUGAUGGUCAGAAACUGUUAAACAACAUGCAUGAGAAAGCCAGGGAUUCUGCUGAAAUAGAAACGGCUGUGGUGAAACAUGUCUUGUCAGAGUUGAAGGAACUGUCUUAUCGGUCCAUGAAUGAUGAUGCUAGUGACUCUGGUACUCCAAAGGCCACAGUACCUUUACUUUUCUCUUCCACCUCUGGUCACAGUCGUUUGCCUAUUGAGCCAGAUUACAAAUUCAGCACGUUGUUAAUGAUGUUGAAGGAUAUGCAUGAUAGUAAGACAAAAGAGCAGCAACUGAUGGCUACUCAGAAUAUGGUCCCAUAUCGAAAUACCAGUACGACUGAUGGCUCUGGAAGCAAUUCUGCGAGCGGUCUGAAGUCCUUGCCUGUUGUAGGCCCCCCAUAUAAACUAGAAAAAAAUGGGGAUUGCGUCCAGGAAACAGUAAAUCCAAACUCCAGUAUAAGCAACUUCUCACUUUCACGCAAUCCUACAACCAAGUUAACAGGGAUUGGUACUAGCAAAAGGGAGCCCACGAAUACUGCUGUUUCUGGGACAAAUGGCACAAAUUGCGUAUCCAAACGCAACUGUUCAAAAUCUAAGCAGCCAUCAAAACUUGGAGAUAAAACAAUUUCAAACAGAAAGGACUUAAAACCAGGAGGGCCAAGUAAGUUAUUAAGUCGGUUAUCCAGAGAUUCAGGAGAACAUGCAUUCCAUGUUCAUGGUUUGAUUACCAGGCCUCUAGGUAAGGAAGCAGAAGAUACUGAGAGGAAAGAGUCUGUUGAUUUAACAGAACAUUCAACUGAUGAAGAUUCUACCUGUUUAUCUGAUGACAAUUUAGAUCGUAUUGGAAGGAGACCUGAACCUUGUAGAAAUAUUGAAAGCUCCAUUUCUGCUGAAAAUGGGGAGAGUCCAGACUUGGAUUCAGAGGCAAAUAGUGAGAGCUCUCUUGGUGAUGAGUCUAAUGAUAUGAAUCACGUAGCACCCAAAAAGCGAUGGCAGCGUUUUAACCAAAGCAGUGCUAGAUCCAAUAAGCACAUCAGUAGAUCUAGGGAACAAGGAAACUUGGAGAGUGCCUUUGGCCUGAAUUCUCGUGGCUUUUUGCUGAAGGGAAAUGAGUGCUUGGGACGUAGGCAUUCCUCUCAUUCGAAGGUGCUUGAGCGAGACCUAACAGAUCAGGACUAUGAGAAUCAUUUAGACUUAGUUGAGAAACGUUUGAAUGUAUGUGGUAAGCCAAACAACAGUGUGAUGGACUCAGAAACAGAGCUUGGCAACUUUGCUCCCCAGUCUGAAUUCUCUGCACAAGUACAUUCAGAGAGGAAACGCCUUAGAAAGCCAAGUAAACGACUUCUAGAAUAUGCAGAAGAAUAUGAUCACAUAUUUGCACCCAAGAAAAAAUCAAAGAAGAGCCAGGAGCAAUUACAGAAGGUGAAUUCUGUGAUGAAGUCUGAAUUUGAAGGAGUGCUUCCUGUACAACACAGUCCUGGAAGCGAUGCCCAGCGAGGGCAGAGCCCUUUGGUUUCAACUCCAUCUUCAACCAAAGAGUCCCCUCCAAUCCUUGAAGCAGAGUGCUCCCUAUCAGAACUAGGAUCCCAUUGCACUGAUCCCACUGACCAACUUUUAGAAGGACAUUCAGACAUGCCAGAGCUGGUGCUGUCUUCCUCAGAUGUUUCUGAAGUUUCUGCUUCUCCAGAAGCAGAGGAGAGAUUCCUGAAAACAGGAAACUUCGAAAGCAAACGUCAAAGGAAGCCCACUAAAAAGCUUCUGGAAUCUAAUGAUUUGGACACUGCCUUUAUGCCAAAGAAGGAGGAGUGGACUCCCCCAAAGAAGGGCACUGGCCCUUCAGAAAGUGACAGCUCUGAGCUAUACUCUCCAGCCCACUUCUCUGACCUGGGAGAAGCUCCUGAAAAGCUCUUGGAGAAGCAGCGGAAGCGGAAGAGACAGCGCCAUCCCUCUGUUGCAAUGCACUCCAAGAAGGAGAGAAAUGAGGAAGGGCUGGGGGAGGCCCCACACUCUGAGGGGGAGACAUCAGUUCAUGGGACUGCUGCAAGCCCCAAAGAGGGUAAUGAAGAGGGGUCUGAGAAUGACCAUGGAGUGCCUUCGUCCAAAAAGAUACAGGGGGAGCGUGGAGGAGGUGCAGCUCUCAAGGAAAACGUGUGUCAGAUCUGCGAGAAGCCGGGGGAAUUGCUGCUGUGUGAGGCGCAGUGCUGUGGUGCUUUCCACCUGCAGUGCCUUGGGCUCUCUGAGAUGCCAAAGGGCAAAUUCAUCUGCAAUGAGUGUUCCACAGGAGUCCAUACCUGUUUUGUGUGCAAGAGUAGCGGGGAAGAUGUAAAGCGGUGCUUGCUGCCCCUCUGUGGGAAAUAUUACCAUGAGGAGUGCAUACGGAAGUAUCCGCCCACGGUCAUGCAGAACAAGGGUUUCCGAUGUUCUCUGCACAUAUGUAUGACUUGUCAUGCUGCUAACCCAGCAAACAUCUCUGCAUCUAAAGGUCGCCUGAUGCGCUGUGUACGGUGUCCAGUUGCAUACCACUCCAACGACUUCUGCCUUGCUGCUGGGUCUGUGGUCCUUGCCUCCAACAGCAUCAUCUGCCCCAAUCACUUCACUGCGCGGAGGGGCUGUCGCAACCACGAGCACGUCAACGUCAGCUGGUGCUUUGUCUGCUCAGAAGGGGGCAGCCUUUUAUGCUGCGAGUCAUGCCCAGCUGCAUUUCACCGUGAGUGUCUAAACAUUGAGAUGCCAGAGGGAAGCUGGUAUUGCAAUGAUUGCAAGGCAGGCAAAAAGCCACACUACAAGGAAGUAGUUUGGGUGAAAGUUGGGCGUUACAGGUGGUGGCCAGCUGAGAUUUGUCAUCCAAGGACAAUCCCUGUCAACAUUCAAAAAAUGAAACAUGAUAUUGGCGAGUUCCCUGUGCUGUUCUUUGGCUCCAAUGAUUACCUGUGGACCCACCAGGCCCGUGUGUUCCCUUACAUGGAAGGUGAUGUCAGCAGCAAAGACAAGAUGGGGAAAGGUGUGGAUGGCAUAUACAAGAAAGCUCUUCAGGAAGCUGCAGUAAGAUUUGAAGAGUUGAAGGCACAGAAAGAACUGAGACAGCUUCAGGAAGACAAGAAGAAUGACAAGAAACCUCCUCCCUACAAACACAUUAAGGUAAACCGGCCGGUGGGUAAGGUGCAGAUCUUCACUGCAGACCUGUCGGAGAUACCACGUUGCAACUGCAAACCAACGGAUGAAAACCCGUGUGGCCUAGACUCAGAGUGCAUCAAUCGCAUGUUGCUCUAUGAAUGCCAUCCCAUGGUCUGCCCUGCUGGCGAGCGCUGUCAGAACCAGUGCUUUUCCAAACGACAGUAUCCCGAGGUACAAAUUUUCCGCACACUGGCACGAGGCUGGGGCUUACAAGCCAAAACGGACAUUAGAAAAGGUGAAUUUGUUAAUGAGUAUGUUGGGGAGCUAAUCGAUGAAGAAGAGUGCCGAGCCCGAAUCCGCUAUGCUCAGGAACAUGACAUCACCAAUUUCUACAUGUUGACACUGGAUAAGGAUCGAAUCAUUGAUGCUGGACCAAAGGGCAAUUACGCUCGGUUCAUGAACCACUGCUGCCAGCCAAACUGUGAGACUCAGAAAUGGUGUGUGAAUGGUGACACUCGGGUUGGUCUCUUCGCGCUUGUAAAUAUCAAAGCUGGAACUGAGCUGACUUUUAACUACAACCUGGAGUGUUUAGGAAAUGGAAAGACAGUUUGCAAAUGUGGUGCCCCAAAUUGCAGUGGCUUCCUGGGAGUACGGCCAAAGAGCCAACCCAGUCUCACUGAGGAAAAGUCCAAGAAGCUAAAGAGACGGCCACAGAUGAAGCGCAGGUCACAGGCGGAGGUCAUGAAGGAGCGAGAGGACGAGUGUUUCAGCUGUGGGGAUGGAGGGCAGCUAGUUUCUUGUAAGAAGCCGGGCUGCCCCAAAGUGUACCAUGCCGACUGCCUCAACCUGACCAAGAGGCCUGCAGGAAAAUGGGAGUGCCCAUGGCAUCAGUGUGAUUUGUGUGGCAAGGAAGCAGCUUCCUUCUGUGAGAUGUGCCCCAGAUCCUUCUGCAAGCAGCACCGAGAAGGCAUGCUCUUCAUCUCCAAGCUGGAUGGACGUUUAUGCUGCACAGAGCAUGAUCCCUGUGGGCCCAACCCGCUAGAGCCAGGAGAAAUUCGUGAGUAUGUGCCUCCCAUAGGAGCACUGGCUAAUGGCGAUGACACCCAGCCACCAGAGCAGCCGUCUGCAGAUACAGAUCUGAGUGUUCAGUCUUUGGACAGGCUACCUCAGUCAGUGGCCUUCAGACUGCAGACAUCGGACAAACCCCCUGCUACCCUAGCGCUGAGGCUGCCACCGUCAGACAAACCCCCCACAACCCUAGCCCUGAGGUUGCAGCCAUCAAACAAGCCCCCCACCACCCUAGCCCUGAGGCUGCCUCCACCAGACAAACCACCUGCUACUCUGGCACUGAGACUGCCACCAUCAAAUAAACCCCCCACUACCUUGUCACUGAGACUGAAGCCAUCCAACAAACCCCCCACUACCCUUUCGCUCCGGCUGCAGCCUUCGGACAAACCUCCUACCACCCUGUCGCUCCGUUUGCAGCCAUCGGAUAGGCCCCAGGCUGCCCUGUCCCUAAGGCUGCAGUCAGAGAAGCAGCCCAUCGUUGUAGCGCUCAGAUCUCAGCAGCCCGACAAACCUCCCACUAACGCAGUGCUGUGGCCGCUGGAUGAGUCUCCUAGUGACUCCUCACAGCCUCAUCUGCCGAGCAAAUCUCCUCCAGGAACUCCACAGUCAUCAGACGAGUCACUUGUUACUGCUGGUGACCUGCAGCUUCAGCUAUCGGACAAGCCUCCUGCCACUGCUGGGGUUUUGGGGUUCUCAGACAAGUCUCUCAUUGGCACCAGAACCCAGCAGUCUCAGCUGCUGGAUGAGUUUCCAGCAAAAUGCCUGCAUCCUCAACUGUCAGACAGACUUCUCACCACAGCAGGGACCCUGCAGUCCCAGGCAGUGGAUGAGCCUCCUGUGGCUGAUCAGCCUCAGCUGUUGAAUAAAGCUUCUGCCCAGAGUCCACAGCCUCAGUCCAUAGAGAAGGCUCCCAGCUCUGUGAUGCCACGUGUCCCAGCAUCAGAGAAGGCUCCUGGCCCUGGGAUGCUGUGGCCUCUGCCCAUUGAAAAAGUUCCCAGCUCCCCUAUCUCACGGAUCCUGCCCACGGAGAAGGUUCCUGGAUCUGGAGUGCCACGGCCCCUGCUUCCGGAAAAGGCUUCCUUCUCUGGAGCUGUGCGACUCCCAACCACGGAGAAGACUCCCAGCUCUGGGUUGCCACGUCCCCUACCUUUGGAGAAGGCUCCUGUGUUGGGGAUGUCACGGAUCCUACCCACAGAGAAGGCACCCAACUUAGGUGUACCAUGGCCCCUGCCUCUGGAGAAGGCCCCUGGCUCCAGGUCACCGCACGUGCUGCCAGUGGAGAAGGCUCUCAGCUCAGGGACGCUGCGGCUUCCACUUGGGCAGAAAGCUCUCACCCCCGGGGUACUGCGGGCCCUGCCUCCAGAGAAGGCUUCCGACUCUGGGGCACUGCGGGUCCUGCCUCCGGAGAAGGCUCUUGGCUCUGGAGUGGCCCGGCCUCAGCUGUUGGAGAGGUCUCUCACUCUUACAGCCCCAUGGCCUCAGGCAUCAGACAAGCUGACUGCGGCUGUAGCUCCUCGGCCUCAAGUUUUGGAUAAGCCUCCAGCUGCGUCAGCUCCAAGGCUGUUGCUUUCCGAGAAGGCACUGCGGCCUGUCGACCAGAACGCUCAGCCGAAAGAGAGAGGAGCUUCUGCUAUAGAGGUGAAUCCCCAGCAGAAAGAGAGGACCAUGUUACCUGGUGAUCAAAUCUCUUGGUCUGCUGGGAAAGCAGCAACACAUGUCGGACAGGUACCUUGGCCUACAGAGAAAUUACAGACACAUGAGCAAACCCACUGGCCCGCUGCAAAAGCCCUGACACCUGCAGAGCAGUCUCCUCGGACAGCAGAGAAACUACCAGAGCCGACUCUUCAGCCUGGCUGGGAAGUGGCUUCAGCCCCCACAGAGCAAACCCCUUGGACAUCAGAGAGAUUGCGUGCAUUUGAGCAGACCCCUCGGCCUGCCAGGGAAGCACCAGUGCCCCCAGAGCAGACGCCGUGGCUUGUCAGGAAGUUCAGACAAUUGACCAGAUUUCUUGGCUGGCUGGAAAAGUACAGACUCCUCGGGGGCAGGACCCUUUACCUGAACAAAACACAGCGCUAGCCCAUAACCAGGAUACUGUCUGUCAUGAAUUGGCUGACUCAGAGCCAAAGUGAGGUUGGUGAAUAUGGGAGGCAGGUUUCAGUCUUUUAAUGUUUAGGGAGGGGGAUAUUCUUUGUUGUCUUUUUUUUUUCUAAUUUUUAUUCACUUCCCUGAGCCCAGCCCCUAACCCAUGCACAUCCUAUCCAUAUUCUCUCAUGACAUGAGCAAGGACAUUCACUUAAGUCUGAGUGUGGCCCAGCCAAGGGGAGAGAAUAUCCGUGACCUUUUCCUCUUCCUUUUACAAAUGGUAAAGCUGAAAUAAAGAGUCCACUCUGGAUAAAUCUCAAAUUCCAUUGGAAUGGUCACAUUACUGAUCCAGCAUGUUCAAGCUCCAGGUCUGAUUCAUAGAUGGGUUCCCAAGUGCACCUAGGGGGCCCUUUCUUCUUACUGUGUUUAGAGGAAGCAGAUCAGUUAGGCUGCCCUGGGACUGGAGAUGUUUCAGGGAUCAGGUGGCUGCCCUGGGACUGGAGAAGUUUCGGGGAUCAGGUGGUGAGCAAUCAGAUGUAUUCCCUUGCUAGACUCUGUAGAAGCAGGGAAGGGGGGUUAUCUGUUGUCUGCCCAGUUCUCUGUCCCUGCAGGGUUUUGCUUUGCAAGGUUUGUCCAUGCGCUCACUGGGAUGUGCUGCGUGCGUGGUUCGCUGAAGGACAGGUAUUGUCUCCAGCUGAGUUAGGAGAGGAGCCCACUGCACCCGGUCUGUGCAGUUUACUUCAGCAGUAGGCAAUAUCCAUUAAGGCUCCUUUAUACAUGACUAUGACUGUCCAGGCCCAAGAAACAGGAAAUCUGAAGGAGGUCAGAAGAAAGAGAGAUGUUGGAAGAGGCUACCUGGCAGUUUUUCCAUUCUUGUGUCUUAAUCCUUUAGCAAAGAAACACGCAGAGUGUUUCCUGCACUUGAAAACAUUGUGACCUAUAAAGCAGCAAUAGCAGAGUAGAGCAGAGUGGAUUUCCCCAAGGUGCUGUGCACCACCCCUGCAGGGUGUCGGUGCUCCAUUUGAAAUUUCCAUCUAGUCUCUUCUUGAAUUCUGUCAUUUCCAUGAGCCAGCAAACUAAGCAGUCUUUUCUUCGCUUGUCUCAGACAUGUUCAGGACAUGUGUUUGCAUCGUGUCUGGUCUUUCCAGCAGAGUGAUGCACUGCAGUGCUGCAAGUGAAGCCUGUGUCGUUCGCUCUGUAGCACAGAGGCAAGAACGCGGUAUCUGUAUCGGGACCCAUCUCAACACCUUCCCCUUGGGUAGCUUCUGGCUUAACACAUCUACAACCAAAGGAGACUUGAAUUAACUGGACUAUAUUGGUGUGUGUGUGUGUGCGUGUGUGCGCGCGUGUCCUUCCAACUGAGUAGUAGUUCUCACACUGGAACACAGUGGGCUCUAGCAGCUGGCUGGCAUUCUUUUUUCCUCUUCUCCCUUUUCCAGUUAAGACGUUUUGUACCUGGUGGUUGUCAGGCUGGUGUCCAGACUAGGCCUGCUGAAAGCAGUUGAUUACUUGAGUGUUGAGGCAGAAGUUUGCUUUGCUGUGAUGCUCUUGGGGCAAGAGGUGGAAUCCUAGGGACCGAAGGAGUGGCACCUUGUGACACCAGCCACUGCUGCCCUCGCAGAAAGGAGGAGGGCAGAUGUCCCCAGGCGGUACUGCCCGGGUUUGAUCAGGUUCAGUAUCCUGCCAUCAGGAAGCCAGCACACUCUCCCACUCUCACAACACAUUACCUCUGUGAUUUGCCUGAGCUCCACUGAUGCAGGUCCCGCAGCCUCGGAUCGCUCUGUGCCAGCCACUCACCUUUUGUACAGCUCCACCGUAUCCUUCUAGGUCCAGGCAGAUCUGCAAAUCUCCCCUCGAAGGGAGAGUUUAGCUCCAGGCUGACCCUUUCCUCCUGACUUGGGAGCAGGUCGUUGCUAGCAUUUGGCUUGCAAGUGCUUGCUGCUCCUGGAGCCGGAUGGUCAUUAGCUUUGCAGUGUUCUACGAAGGGAGACAGACACUUGUACCAAGACAAAUCCUGAUCCAUUCUCCUUUCCUGCUGUGUGCACCCAAGGCAGUGUCCUGCUGUAAAGGCCAGGUGUGCUGGGCACAAGGGGACAUUACCAAUGCUGUGGUGCAUCCCUUCUCUAGUCCGAAUCAUUUCAGAUCUUUUGUAGAAUAGCUAGCGACUUUGAAAAGCUUUAUGGCUUAUGAAAACUUACUGUUUAAUGUUGUUUUUCCGGGAAGACUGGCAGGUCAGUUCCUGCUUGCUGCUGAAACUGGGGAAAUGCAAGCAGCUUGUGUUUCUGCGUGACUCCUGCACAAAGGGAAUCAGGACAACUCCUCAGAGCCAUUGAGAGAGAAGAUAUACUAAGGGCAUUUAUUAACUUUUUUUAAACAAAAUAAAAAAAAUGGUAAUGAGGUUCAGUAUAUUAAGUAUUUAUCAUGUGUGAGAAGGAAAAUAAAUCUUGAAUUUACACUUAUAGGCCUUCCCAUGAGCUGGACUUAGUCAUGUAGAUUGUGUAAGUAGGGUUACCUCCGUGCCAGCCACCCAGCCAGCUACAACUGUAACCAGAAAGGUAUCUGCACUGCUCUGUCCAACUCCGCUUUGCAUUGUCAUGUGUUAACUAGUUAUUUGUUUCAUGAAAAAUAAACUGUGAAUAUUUUUGGUGCAGGCUAUUUUAAAUCUGUAUAAUGGAGAAGUUCUCAAUGAAUUCUCAUAAGUGCAGGUUUGAAAAAUCACUUCUAUAAAUCGUAUGUUCAAAUAAUAGGGUGAGGUUCACAGCAACAGAAGCCUUUCAUACAGCAAGCUGUUAUCUAAAAACUUGUUUUUAACAGUGAAAAUAGAUUGAACUGUUGCAUGGCGUUUCAAACCCACAGCCUUAUUCCUUGCAUCUGACUUUACCUCACCUCUCUUCUUGUCUCCCUUCAUGCCUUUUCCAUGAGGAACCAGUUUUCCAGCUUGCUACCUUCCAGCUACGUGUUGGAAAAUUGACUUCAGCGUAGCUGGGAGGCUGCUCAGUAAAAUGUGACCUGGCAUUUGGAAAUGUCGUUAAAAGAGGAAGCAAGCAAGCUGUUGUUCCCUCCCAGCCCCUGCAGUCCCCUGGGUGAAGUUUAGUCAAAUCAGGAGGGUUUUAUAGAAGUGCCCAGGGCUCGCAUAGGGAGAAUUUAUGCUUUUAGGAAUGACUGACUCUGCUGGGUCACUCAGCAAAAUGAGCAAGGCCUGAAAAGGCACGGAGAUAGGUCCCUCUAGGCGAGACUAAGAGAUGUGCUCUGCUUUCACCAGCCUGUCUUUCAGCUGGAGCUGAACAACAUGAUCUCAGGGUGGCAGACAGCGUUGGGCAAGAGAACCCUUAAGAAGUAAGUGUGAGCUCCCUCAGCACUUGAGAGGGCGCUUACUGUUUGUGGGAGCUGGUGGCACUUCCUUGGCGGAGGCGAGGGAGAGGUGUGUCCUGGCGCUUCCUCGGUUCCGUUUCUGAAGUUCAUUGCUGCCUUUCAGAGUUUUGCCAAUUUGAAUCACUGGAUGUUUUUAACAUGUAAGGAAGCAGCAGGUAACACACUGCCCUGGCAGAACGUUAGCGUAGGAGGGAAGCUGCUGCUCUCAGACUGUGACACGGCAUGCAGGAGGUCCUGCACCGUAGGAGACGGCCGCCACGGCGCUGCCGCCGCGGCAGGGCAGCUGCGCUUGCUGUCGGGCUGGAGCUCCAUGGCUGAGGCCAGGGCAUGUUUUGGGAUAGUUGAAGGGAUCUCAUCUGGUCACAAGUGGUCUCAGAUGAGAUGUCGCUGCACACAAGGUGGAGGAGAGGUGACUCUUGGGUUAAUAUGCCGCCAUGGAGAGUUUUUACGUGGAGAGUAAUUGUCAGUUCUGCUUAGAGCUAUGUCCCCUUUCCAUAACAUCUUGAGGAGGCUCAUGGAAACUUUCUGGUAACAGUCCACUUACAAAAACAUCCGUGACUUCCCACGGCUCUGAUAGGGGCUGAAAGUUUUGCUGCCAUGUUUGAUGGGCAACUGUGCCUGCCAGUGCUCCCUGCGUGCCGGCGGGACGGCCGGGCUCAGAGCAGUGAACAGCAGUGGUGCCUUGGUGGGCUGCAGUCACAGUCCCACCGACUGGGGCACUGUGGUGCCCACUUCAACAGCCGGUUUGCCCAUUGGGUAAAGUAGUCUGCAUUCACCUUUGCUGAUGGAGGAGCUCUUCUGAGGGAUAAUGGCACAGUUAUGGACUUCACGGGGCCACGAUCUGCUCGCAGAGGCGGGAGGAGAGUUGUGGAGGAGGAAGAACCACGGGAGUGUACGGGGUGUGUGUGCAGGAGAGGAGCAGCGCACUGGCUACCGCCUUGCUUGGCUCAACCCGUUUACUCCAGCGGAGCUCGCUCGUCCUCGUCCCUGCCAGCCAGGACUCUGGUGAACGUAGCAUGAAAGUGACCAUUGCAAGGGAUAAUCCCGUACUGUGUAUCUUCAGAUACUAGCUAGCUCAUGGUAGCAUUCUUUGUUACUGUUCUCAAGUUAAAACUUUUCCUAUUAAAAAACAAACAAAAAAAAAAAAAAAAAAAAAAACCCCAAAAGACAGAUUCAUUUCCGUGCACAAACUAUCCAGAUACUACUGUGGGAGCAUGCGUUUUAACCCCCCUCCCCCCCCCCAGGCUCAGGCCUUGCUUUGAAGGAGGGAGCAGUAUUAAAAUUUAAGAGAUCAGAUAUAUGGUUAAAUCUAAAGAUCAGCAACAUAUUAAGGUGAGAAGAUGCAGAGUUAGGGUGUUAGAAAAGCUUUAACUGUUUAAUUAAAAAAAAAGAAGAAAAAUGAGGCCUAACCCUAAUGCAUCUUGCCAGCUGGUUUAUCCUGAGCACGCAGUUGAUGUAUGUUGCUUGUACUUGGAUGUGGUACCCAGCAUCACUACAGGGUAGAGGAGAGUUUGAGAGACCUCAGACCUUCAACACCUUCGGUUUAUUUUUAUUUUUAAUUUCAGCCUUAACUUCUGAUUUUGCUUGGUGUUUGGAAUAACUGUAAUUGUAACCUGCUUGUAAUGUGCUUUGCCCUAAAUUACUGAUGAGUCUUUCAGCCUUUGCCAGCGAGUGAGUGUUUAAGCAAGGUGUCAAAGUGGUGCAGCUACUCUAAAAGGAAGCUACAGAGGCGGCCGCCUGGAUUCAGUGAGUUCUCGUGAUGUGGUUUGAUCGCCCCGAGCUUUAUCCACAGUAGGUGCUCCAUGUGAUGGUGACACCCCCGUGGAGGCAUUUGCGACCGAGGCUCUCUUGCAUGAGCAGGGCCUUGCUGAUGGGUGCUCUGGGUUCCCAGGCCCUGGGAGACGGGCCGCUGUAGUUCGGAGACCGCUCUGCCGCUUGCCUGGCGUCAGCCGGAGACUUGCCUAUGUGGUGAUGACAGGAUGGCAGUGCCCUUGGUUAACAGGGGGUGGAAGAUGCACGUUUGUGCUUCAGGGUCUCCUAAAGUGAAGUCAGGUGCGGGUGCUCUCCAAGCACGGCAGCAGGACAGCGUGCAUGAACUUGGGCUAGAGAAGCGGCAGUGAUGGACAGUCCCUACAGCACUGAAUCUACCUCCGAGGGAAAUCUCGAGAAACUGAUGAUGCUAUGUCCUAUUUCAAAGUAAAGUUUUAAUCAGUUUGCCCUUGGCUGCUAAGCACUUGGGCAAUUGUGGUGCUAUUGUAAAAUGUUUGGCAGCUUAGCACAGUAGGGCUGAACUCACAGCUCCUAGCCCUUGGGCUGGAGUUUUUGUCAGCUGAAUCCUGUCCCCUGGUAGCUGGGGCUUGGGCUUUGGUGUGUGUGAUGGAAACAGGGCAAGGCAUGUCUCUUAAGCCUGGAGGGACUCAAUUCCUUUGAUUUGUGAUGGUUUUGAGACUCAAACCAGCGUGCCGGUGGGCUCCAUUAGUGCAGAGAGCAAAUGGAGCCACAUGAAGCAAACCAGGUAUCUGCUAACUGCAUGUUCUUUGUGUCUGUUUGGUACUGAGCUGGUUUCAGUUUUUGUUUUUUUCUGAUGUUUCCUAGUUGUUGACUUCAAGGAACUGGGUUUUGUGUAUUUUUUUUUAGACACUGGGAACUUACUGAAAGGAAAAGCAGCAGCACCAGGAGGCUCAAGGUGAAGCAAGGCUGGAGCUAAGGCUAGCACGGGUGGGAGUGAGUUUGUUCUGUCGGCCGCAGUUCGUGCCGGCGCGGGGGUGCGCGGGCAGCAGCGGCGCUGGCGGCACGCUCUACCGCCUCGGCUGGGCUCCUCGGUAGGGUGGUAGAAACGUUUUGGAAGAGUAGUCCCAGCCGUGCUUGCACGUGGCGCUCCACUGACCGCUCCGCCAGUCUGCUGGCUUCAGACAGAACAUGUUGGAAAGCACACGCGGUUUUGAAGUCUCGCGCAGCCCUCCUCCUGCGCAGCCCGCUUGGCGGUGCUCUGGCCGUGCCCCUGCGCGCGGCUCGGCGGUGGGCUCCCGGGGAAGGCGGCCCCAUCCCAACGGGCCUGCCGGCGGCAAGCCCAACGGGAGACGUCCCUCUGCAAGCGGUGUGCAGCCCGGCCGCGGAAGAGCGCCGUGUCCCUGGGCGUGCAAGCGGGCGGCUGGGGAAGGGGGUCCCCCGGCCGCCUGCUCCCCCCGCCUUUCCGGGGCGGAUAGGAGCAACACGGGGUGCAGUUGUACCAGCGACGAAGCAUUAGCUGGGAGGCUUGGUAGGAGCCAACCCUGGUUAGGGGUUAGCUGAGCCCACCCGUGCGCGUGAUGCUAGUGGGGCAGCACUGGGGGCCGAGAGCUCUUUGCCCAAGCUCUGCCGCCCGCCGGGAGGUGGCGGAGGGGAACUUCUUGCAGGGUCCCAUUUUUCAGGCUUUGCUGAAGGAAAGUUGACUGAAGCACGGGUGCCCGCCGGGGGGCUGGCCAGAGCUGCACGCGCGCGCCGCGGUGGUGUCUGGGGGCCGUGCCAGGCGUGGGUGCUCCCGGGAGACGCGCAGCUACUCAGCGCUGUCCAGGUCUUGUCCGUCGGUUCCAAGCGGAGAAUGCCAGAGCGGGUGAGAGAAACCUACAUAUUUCCAGCAUGUAUAUUAUUUUUAGAAGAGGGAGAGGGGAGAGUCUUGGACCAUUGAUUACUUUCAUUUUGCUCCCCUUAGACUGUCGGCUGUGUAUGUGAAACUUAUAAUGAGAAGAGGGUUGCCCUGCCCAGGUGCUCCCAGAACAUGUACUGUAAUUCUUUGUAUAUAGAAGAAAAAUUACUGUAAAGUAAAGUUUAACUUUACUCUCGA